This is a messenger RNA of Pieris rapae (cabbage white), 1060 nucleotides long. RefSeq lists its product as uncharacterized. The transcript has 2 exons. The record is from RefSeq and is a predicted model, not a curated record. The coding region runs from base 9 to 806 and encodes 265 amino acids. NCBI's taxonomy places the organism in Eukaryota, Metazoa, Arthropoda, Insecta, Lepidoptera, Pieridae.
ACAUCACUAUGGUCAGCUUUAGAAUUAUAAUAUGUGUUAUAUUGGUCAUUCCGUUUGUUCUUUGUAUACCUCAAGGAUACUUUUAUUCAAGACCCGAUAACGUAUUUGAGUUACCAAGAAUUGAAACUGGUAAACUGACCGGACACAGCGGACAGGUAUUACAAAAGACUGUUUCCUUUAAAGUAUCACAUGAAGCAAAGCAGCCGUUUAAUGUUUAUGCCGAUGGAGUUUUUAUAAACCCCAAUCGUCCUGCUGCCACUGGAUUUCAUAGUGAAGGAACGUUGCAGAAUAAUAACCCAAUCAGCAUUUAUACAAUGAACGGAAAUGCCAUACAAAAUACCUACGCACACGCUAACUCUUUCCUGAACAACCUCAACGACGGUUAUUCUCAGGCUAAUCAAUUAAGUAAGAUCCCGUCAGAUAAUUUAGGUGUGGCCAGUCAAACAACUCAAUCACCGUCAAUUAUUAAACAUAUAUACUUUCACGUUCCGCAACCGGAAAUAGAAGAAUACGUACGUCCGAACAGGCCACAGGCAAAGAAAACGUAUAGGAUUCUAUUCAUAAAACUCCCCGCUCAAACGUUAUUCAAUUCACAAACUCAAUCAAUAAUAAAGCCAAGUGCUAUCGAAGAAAAGACGCUUAUAUACGUCCUUAUAAAGAAACCGGAAGAGAAACAAAUUAUUGUUCCCACGUCGCACAAAUUGUCAGAGCAUGAAGUUGUUUUUGUCAAAUAUAGAGGAAAUAUAGGUAAAGAGACCGUUGAAACACCGCGAAGGAUAAUAUCUAAGUUAGAAGAUCAGUCGUAAUUAAAUUAUUCUUGGAAGAUCAAUAUUGAAUUGUUUAUUGUAUUUAAAAUUAAGUGCUCCACAGUAAUUGGUGUUGACGUUAUAUAAAUAUAAUUAUUUUCAUGUAUAGAUAGGAACCGUGAACUAAUGAGUUACUGAUAUGCAAUGCAUUUUAUGCUUUAUUAUGUGAUCUAUGAUAAGAACAAUAUUUUUUUAAAUUAUAGAUAAUCAGUUGUUUAUGUAAAUAUAGAAGCUCGAACAAAAACAUUUGUAAU